AUGAAUAAAGAACAAAAACUUGAAAAACUCAAAAAAGAAUUACAAGAAUUAAAUGAUGAAUAUAAGUCAAUAAAAGAACAGGAUUACAAAAAAUAUAACCAUAACACUAUUGCCCAACAAUUAAAAUAUAACCAACCAUUACAAAUAACUAAAGAAGAAAUAGAACUAAAAUUAGAUUAUUUAUUAAAAACAAUUU
Racocetra persica is the source of this 196-nucleotide messenger RNA. The record is from the annotation of a GenBank genome assembly. Lineage: Eukaryota; Fungi; Glomeromycota; Glomeromycetes; Diversisporales; Gigasporaceae.